Bactrocera oleae (olive fruit fly) is the source of this 396-nucleotide messenger RNA. NCBI's taxonomy places the organism in Eukaryota, Metazoa, Arthropoda, Insecta, Diptera, Tephritidae. The record is from RefSeq and is a predicted model, not a curated record.
AUCGUUGAAAAUCAAGUAAAUGGUAUAACUGCAGCGACCGCAACAAAACAACACCAUCGCAUGCUGCAAUCUCAACUGUCGCAACGUUCUAAUGGUGCCGAUAGCAAUAUUCUACUCGACAUAGAGUUGGGCAGUGCGCAUAACUUUUGUCUCGGUCAUCCGCAGCCUUCAGCCAUAAAUUGCAACCGUAGUGACAAUUUGCGUCGCUCCGUCAUUAACAGUGGUAUGGCACAUGCAGCGCGUAAUGCGCGACCCCUCGGCGAUGAUCACAUGUCGAUUAACUCGCAAGAGUGGGACAGCAGCGCGAGUCAGUAUAAACAGGACGACUCCUUUUGUAUGGGUGAACUUGAUUCGGAACUAGCUGAGCCCGAUACACCAAAUAGUCUGACAAUGUCC